Messenger RNA from Rhodamnia argentea, 1675 nucleotides. RefSeq names its product F-box protein FBW2. NCBI's taxonomy places the organism in Eukaryota, Viridiplantae, Streptophyta, Magnoliopsida, Myrtales, Myrtaceae. The record is from RefSeq and is a predicted model, not a curated record. The coding region runs from base 544 to 1515 and encodes 323 amino acids. The transcript is spliced from 4 exons.
UUCGGGAGUACAACAUCCUCCCCCACUUUCACUUUUCCACAAAGUCUUUUUGAUGUCUCGUCUGCUUUUCUGUUCUCUCGCUCUCUUGUUUUUACUCUUGUUCUUCCGCUUGUUUGCUGGUGGUGGGAGUGAAAGCUUUUUCGGUAGGUAGGCAAGUUUCCCCGUCUCUCUCUCUCUCUACUCUUCCUCUGCUUCUGUGGCGGAUAAACCGGCGGGUUUUUAGCAGAAACCCAGAGGAAAAGAAAAAACCUCAGGCAAUUCGAAGGGAGAUCUCGCUCCUUCUUGGAGCAAAAGAAAAUGUCGGUGGUUUUCAUUUGGGUUUGGUUUGUCAAGCACGGACGUUCUCUUCCACUGGGAAGUUUCAGCUCUCAGCUGAGUCUGACUUCCAGUUUCUUGAUUUUCAGCUGAGAAUGCAAAGUCUUGAUUUUUUUCUUUCUAUUUUCUUCUCUCUCUCUCUCUCUCUCUGGCCACUAAAAGCAAGAAGAUCCAGGGAGAGGGUUAUGGAGUAUUUUAUUUCUUUCGUCUCUUGGAGGCCCAGGAUAGAUGGAGGAGGGAGGUGACUAUCGGCGAUGGGACGAAUUAAUACCCGACGCUUUGGGAUUAAUCUUUAAGAAUCUGUCGCUUAAUGAGAUACUGACCGUGAUUCCUAGAGUGUGCAAAUCUUGGGGGAAGGCGGUGAUUGGACCUUAUUGCUGGCAAGAGAUAGACAUUGAGGAUUGGAGUAAGGAACGUUGCUUUCCCGGAGACGUAGAUCGUAUGCUCCGGAUGCUGAUCACGAGAAGUGCGGGAUCGCUUCGAAAGCUCAGUGUGUCAGGCACCGGUCUCCAUGAUGAUGAAAUUUUCUCAUUUAUCGCUGAUCAUGCUGGUUCGGUCCACACGUUGCGAUUGCCUCGUAGUGAAAUAACAGAUCCAAUAGUAGAAAGCAUAGCAGGAAGGCUUUCCACGCUGAGUUUUUUGGACCUAAGCUACUGCAACAGGAUUGGUGCUCAUGCCCUCGAAGCCAUUGGGAAGAACUGCAAAAUGCUUCUUGGUUUGUGCCGGAACAUGCAUCCAGUAGAUACCGCUGGCAAGUCCUCAUUGGAUGACGAGGCUCAUGCCAUCGCCUUGACCAUGUCCAAGCUCCGACGGCUCGAGAUGUCUUACCACCUCGUGAGCACCCAGAGCGUUCUCGAGAUAAUAUAUAGUUGUCCUGAGCUAGAAUUUCUAGAUUUACGGGGUUGCCACCAUGCGAAACUCGAUGAGAAGUUCCUCGAAGAAAGGUAUCCCAAAUUGAAGGUUCUGGGGCCUGAUGUUGUGGACCAGUACGAGAGGAAUGAGUGGGAGGAGUACUCUGAUUUUUCUGAUUUCUCCGAGUAUUUGGCAUGGGAAUUUGUGGCCGGAGAAGUUGGAGAUCACUAUGAUAAUGAGAGCUUGGAUGAGAUGUGGGACGAUGAAGGGAGGUUGGAAGACCUUGAGCUGAGGUUCUAUGAAGGAAUUGAAGAUGCAGGACUUUAUGGUUGGCCCCCAUCUCCUUGAUCUUAGGUUUAUAUGCAUGAACUCUUUUUCGUAUUUGCUGUUUCCUGCAUUAUCAAUAUGCACUUAGUACUGCUACAUGAUCCAUCUAAUGAUGUAUGUACAUGCUUCUGCAAACUGGUAUGUAUUUCCUUCUGGAAUGAAUAUGAAAUAGGAAUGAAUA